Molecule: messenger RNA, 1386 nt
Organism: Microthlaspi erraticum
Lineage: Eukaryota; Viridiplantae; Streptophyta; Magnoliopsida; Brassicales; Brassicaceae
Source: the annotation of a GenBank genome assembly
AUGUUCCACCUCCGGCGUAGUACCGGCGGAAGACUCUUUUCAAUCUUCACCACCGAUUUCAGAGCUUCCAUUGAAUCUACUAAUCGCCAUUUCACCAGUCUCGAGCCUUUGCAGAGCUCCGAUUCGACUCCAACCAAAGGCGAUUACUUCGCCGCGAUCAACCACGUCGUCAACAUCGUCCGCCGCGAGGUUCACCCGGAGAGAUCCCUAAAUCGUCUCCGUCUCCCUGUAACCUCCGAAUUCGUGUUCAGAGUCCUCCGCGCCACCGCCCGUUCCUCCAACGACUCCCUCCGAUUCUUCAAUUGGGCUCGAUCCAACCCUACUUACACCCCAACGUCCAUAGAAUACGAACAGCUUGCAAAAUCCUUAGCUUCGCAUAAGAAAUACGAAUCGAUGUGGAAGAUCCUCAAACAGAUGAAGGAUCUCUCUCUCGACAUCUCCGGCGAGACUCUCUGCUUCAUCAUCGAGCAAUACGGCAAAAACGGCCACGUAGAUCAAGCCGUGGAGCUCUUCAACGGCGUCCCCAAAACUCUCAAAUGCCAGCAAACCGUCGACGUUUACAACUCCUUGCUCCACGCACUCUGCGAUGUGAAAAUGUUCCACGGCGCUUACGCAUUGAUCCGACGGAUGAUAAGGAAAGGUCUCAAGCCGGAUAAACGAACAUACUCUAUCUUGGUUAACGGAUGGUGCUCCGCCGGAAAAAUGAAGGAGGCUCAAGAGUUUCUCGACGAAAUGAGCAGGAAAGGGUUUAACCCACCGGCUCGUGGCCGUGAUUUGCUCAUUGAAGGAUUGUUAAACGCAGGAUACUUGGAGUCAGCUAAAGAGAUGGUGAACAAGAUGACCAAAGGAGGCUUUGUUCCUGAUAUCCAAACUUUCAACACUCUGAUCGAAGCGAUAACGAAAUCAGGAGAAGUUGAUUUCUGCAUUGAGAUGUAUCACACUGCUUGCAAGUUAGGUCUUUGCGUAGAUAUCGACACUUACAAGACGCUUAUACCUGCGGUUUCAAAGAUUGGGAAGAUCGAUGAAGCGUUUCGGUUGCUGAACAGUUGUGUGGAAGAUGGGCAUAAGCCGUUUCCGAGUUUGUAUGCUCCGAUAAUCAAGGGAAUGUGUAGGAAUGGGAUGUUUGAUGAUGCGUUUAGCUUUUUCAGUGACAUGAAGGUGAAGGCUCAUCCGCCUAACAGGCCGGUUUACACGAUGCUGAUAACGAUGUGUGGCCGUGGUGGGAAGUUCGUGGACGCAGCUAAUUACUUGGUUGAGAUGACGGAGAUGGGUUUGGUUCCGAUAUCAAGGUGCUUUGAUAUGGUGACUGAUGGGUUGAAGAAUAGCGGGAAGCAUGAUUUGGCUAUGCGAAUAGAGCAGUUGGAAGUUCAGCUUAGAGGAGUUUGA